Messenger RNA from Symbiodinium sp. CCMP2592, 8610 nucleotides. The record is from the annotation of a GenBank genome assembly. Lineage: Eukaryota; Dinophyceae; Suessiales; Symbiodiniaceae.
AUGGCAAGUGUUGUCUUCCACACCCUCAGUGGCACUGCAGUUGCAUUAGCGUCGGUUGAUGCGUCGCUCGAGGACAUUCAGCGACUGGCCGCCCGUCUCAUUCCCUGCACACGGUUUUGGGUUGUCAUUCCGCCUCCUUCCAUCCGCGCCGCUAAUAUGCACAUGCACAUCCGCCUUCGCAACGGUGAUGCUUUUGGCUUUUUGCCUGACUCUUCUCAACCCGGUUCUACGCGGUUCCCUGCUCUGCACUAUCCGUCCCUUGAUCGGGCGCGGCAGGUUGCCAGCUGGUCGUUGUCCUUCAGGUUUGACACCGGAGGACCCGUCACCCUGUGGACAACCUCCAACCGUUUUGGCCAGUUGGUUUAUGUACGUGACAAUGCGUAUUGGGAUCCUCUUGGCCCCACUUUUCGAAGCUUAGGCGGAGAGACCCUAACCGGUUCCUGGGUACCAGUCCUUACAGGCGACCUGUCGGACCUACAUCUAAUGUCCCGCACCUCAAUUUCUGAAGCGCAUGUGCUCUUCCUUCUGCCGCCAGAGCAGACACCGGUGGGGGUCUUCCUAGCUGGCUGCAACACCCACCGCAUUCCCUUGGGCUGGCAAUUGUUACCUGCCAUCCGUUAUGUGCGUGCCGGUAGCACGCUGCGGGACGGGGACGUCUUGGUUAUCGCCCCGACUGCUGAUCUGGUUUGGGACCCUUUCAGUAUCCGGCCUCCCAGUUUAGAUGAUGUGCAGCCGCAGAGUGCCCAGCACACUUGGCAUCAAUCUCUGACCUCUGCCUCGCCCGGCCCUACGGCUCUGCUAGGCUUUCUCGCGGUUUCGGUUGGUCGCGCUCCAUGGUGGUUAGGGCUUGUCCUCGGGGUUGUUCUAGGGUCUGGCAUGGUGCCAUCUUAUGAGCUCCCCGAUCCGCCCAUCCGAGUCGGGCUGUACCCAUGGCGCGCGCGCCCUGGUGAGGGCGACCUCCUCGAUCUUUCGGUCCGCCCUGAAUUGGAUGUUGUUCUGCUUAGUCCUUUCACAGGGCCUCGGGAGGCCGGUCGUCUUUACACCUCCGCUGCCAUUACGGAGCUUCACACUUUGACGCAGGCCUGUGAGCCGGCAUGGGGUGCGGAUGCUGUGCCUGUCUGGCCGACUGCCGCCCUUCCUGCCUUGUUGGUCGUUCCUCGACCCCCUGACCCCAGCCUCGUGUGUCUGGCGGUGUCCUCGUUGGACCGGCAUUUCUCUGUCCUGAUUCCCUGCUCCUCCACCCUGUCAUGGUUGGGGGAGGCUCUCCGUUUCCUUCAACCCCUUCAGGCGCUCUCCCUGCGGGCACCUAGCUCCUUGGCCGCGUCAACGCCCCCUGACGGCGUUAUCCGAUGGCGUUCAGGCGAUCUUGUUGUCGCCCUGCCUCCGGCAGCCUUCGAGCCUACCUACCAGCCCCCGUGCUUCCACACUGACGCACAGGUUCGGCAUUGUGCUGUCUGGGCCGUCGAUUUUUCAGUCUCUGCCCGGAUAAACUUUAUACUCUGGCGCCCUGGGGUCCGUGCAACCCGGGGACAUGCACCCGAAGGGGCACAGUGGCGGGCCCUCGACUUUACUUUUGCUGGGGAAUUCUGUCAGCACUACCCUGGGCGUUGGGUGCCGGUACCCUGGAUCGCCCAAGAUCAUGCCCAUUUAGUUGUGGUGUCCGAGGACCCGACAUAUGUCAAUGUUGUCAUUGAAGCUGACGGUAGGUGCUGGUGUGCACCAGUCACUGCCGUGACGGACGCCUGGCAGUUAUGGACUGAUGUGCCCUCAAUUCCCACUCAACCACGAGUGCUGGGUCUUUCACACCAGGAACUGCGCCAAGGCACUGUCCUCCGCAAUGGUGACAUUGUGUCAGGAGCGCCCAAGGUCGCCCCGUUAUCGGGUGGCGUUUGGGUUCUCCUCGCUUUCUUUCUCUCUACCCGAUUUCUACCGACUUUCCCGAGCUCCUGGGUUCUGCUUGCUGGCUUGGUUUUCGGGUGGUACCAUGAGGCUGUUGGUGCCCGUCACCUUUCCAUCACAGUUGGCCUCGCUGCCGCCGGGCAGGGUCACGUUAGGGCAGUUAGGAUGCAUGACACACCUUAUCCUAUAGGGGAAUGUCACCGCCUAUGGGAGCCCUCCGGCUCUGUGUCAGGGCCGUUUUCUGGUCCUGUUGAUCGCCCGCCGGCGGAGUUGCGUCAUGCUGCUGUUGCGUGGUCUGACUUUACUCAAGUCCUGCCACCUCAAGAUCCUCGCAUAGUUGACUGGGUACCUGUCCCUUCAGAUCCACUCUUUGUUGUUGUCUUGCUUCAGUGCCCGCCUGCGACUCGAGCAGCAAUCUUGCCAGCCACCUGUCAUGCUGCAGACCUUAUCCGUGCUUGUCGGCGGUCGGUUCCUGAUUUAGCUUGUGUUUUAGCCUCGCCCGAAAUCUGGUGUGGCACCGCCACUUCCUUUACCCCAACUCUUUUCCUUCGGUCAGGGGACGUGCUGACCCUGGCAUGUGCCGGCUGGGUUCCACGCCUGCGCUCUCCUAGUGGCCGCUUUUGGGAGACCUUUUAUCAGGCCCGUAAAUUUGCAUUUUGGGGUAGCCCCUUUCAGAUUCGUACGCCAGGCCUUCUGUUUGCGUGGUCGGCCGGUGAUCCUGUUCCCUUGACGGUUCACACCGUUCAAAAUGAAGUGUGGGACCCGGAACACUGCACAUUCCGUCCCUCCUUGGCCCGGUACAGUGUCGACCGUUGGAUCCCGGCGGCCCGCUGUGAUCUGCUAGGCCUCCACCUUGUCCCUGAGAGUCUUCAUCCGCAUCGUGCACAUGUUCUGCCUCUGCAGCCACCCCUUCGGUUGUUGGAGGUCUCCCGUUACAGCACGCGAGGUCUGAUUCGGGAUGGUGAUAGCGGCUCUCUUGGUAGCAGCGCUCCCUCCCCCCGUCUUAUGCUGUGCCUUGCUGGCCUUCUGCUGGCGCGGAAUGCAUUGCCGCUCUGGCCCAGUGGAGGAGCCCUCCUUUUUGCAGGGGCCUCUUUCGGUGCGUUUCCCUUCAGUGGCACCCUUGUCUUACCGACUGUUUCUUAUGUUGCGAUGCCGGUCUUUUCCCAGACUCUUCGUGUGGUGUCGCCCAAGUGGCCGCCGAUUGCGCCAAGCCGGGGUUCUUUUACCGUUGUCGGGGGACCUCGCCGUGGAGGAGCGCUGCCCUUUUGGCUAGCUGCCCCUGAGUCAGCUGGGAGGCCUUUUGCCCGGACUGCUCUUGUUCCACCGGCAUGGUCCGCGUCCCUGCUUGACUGUUAUGGCCGUGCGUGGGGAGCGCCGGCCGAUGACCGCGACUUCGACGGUUCUCCCGCGACUUCUGCGACGCAUUGUCUUGAUUUGCAGGACGCCGGGUAUCAUUAUGCCGGCUUGGCCGCGCAUUAUUUGUUUAAGCCCCUUCUCACCGACCUUCCUUCGUCACUGGCUUCCCUGCUCCAUCAGGGAUGGUGCCGGUUUCCCCGUUGGCCAGGCGGUGUUCCGGACGAAGUGUUCAUUGCCACUGAUGGUAGUGGGUUAGGCAAGGGUGGUUGGGCCAUAGCUGUGUGGGUCUCGUGGAAGGGUAAUUGGUACCGCCUCGGCUGGGACGCCGGCAGCCUAGCAUCUACACCGUGGCUUCCCUCGUUUCCUGCAACCCAUCUCGACCUUCGUUCUUACCUGGGGGAGCUGAGCGCUUUAGUGUCUGCUGCCGCGUGGUUCACAGUGUGGUGGGACAACAUGCAGCUCCUGACCGGGAACGCGCCUGCCAGGAUUACCUUAGCUGUUGACAACAGUGCAGCGCUUCAAGUCGCAGGGGGCCAUGCUUCGGCGACAACGCCGCAUGCCCGUGUCUGCCGGGCUCUAUGGCAGUCGAUCCAGUCCCGAUGUUCGACGCACUUCAGGCAUGUGCCGGGCCAUACUGGCAACCUCGUCAAUGAAAUUGCCGAUGCCUUGGCCGGGUACGGAACUGCUCAUGACUGUUGUGCAUCCGUCGGAUGGUGCCGUCUGCCGACUACAUUUGGUGACUCACUUUUAGAGUGUGCCCCGCUCAUGUGGCUCUUGCCGCAAGCUUGCCUGCAAGAAGGCCGGUUGUGUUGGCGCUCACCGGGAUGGGUUGAUUGCCCCCGCACGUCCAUUCAAGAGCCCCCGCAGAUACAGCCGCAGGUGCGGCAAGAUGACGAGCAGGUCAAACCUCUUCGUACCACUGUCACUCUUGUGCAAGCCAACAUCCAGACAAUUAAAGAUGUUGAUGUGUCCUUCUUCAAUAGGGAUGGACACGGACAGCGCCGCAUCUACCUGGCUAAACAGCUUCGAGCUCUGGGGGUACAUAUUGCUUUUCUUCAAGAGUGCCGCAGCCGCCCGGGCCGAUGGUCCUCCCACGGCUUUCUCAGCUUCCGUUCGGGAGCCGAGAAAGGGCUGUUCGGGGUCGAAAUUUGGAUCCGCCCCGACCUGCUGCACCCUGCUUUGAGUCUGGAUGACUUCCGCAUCCGUUUUGCCAGCCCGAAAAUUCUGUUAGUGCAGUGUCAACGCGCUGAGCUCCCGGUUACUCUGGUUGCAGCCCAUGCACCUCAUGCUGAGAGGCCGGACGCGGAGAUUCGGCGGUUUUGGCAUGAUCUCAAGACGCAACUUCUUCCUGCCUGCAAUCGCGGUACUGUUCUGUUAGGUAUUGAUGCCAAUGCUGACUUUACGGGCCGUGAUGAGGAAGAGACCCUCGUUGGCGACCUUCUUAAUCUCCGCCCAGCCAGGCUUGGUGACGAUCUCCUUCUUGCCUGUGCUCAUGACACGGCGCUGGCUGCCCCUGGCACUUGGUCUGAGGUCUGCACUGGACCCACUUGGACCUGGCAGCACACAGGCGGUAAGACCCAACGCUUGGACCACUUGCUUAUUACCCAUGGCACUCGGGUCUCUCAGUAUCGCCAAUUUCCUGAAUUUGAUAUCUUGAAUGGCGAAGCAAGGGAUCAUAUGCCCAUUGUCAUUUCUGUUGAUGUCUCCGGGAAGUCAGCAGGUAAAAUGCAUCCACGCUGUCCCUACUCGGCUGACUCCGGUGCCGCUGUCGCGGAAGCUGUCUGGGACGCUCUUCACCAGUCCACACCUGGUAGUAGUGCGGAGAGAGUUCAGCAACUUUGUGCUGCCCAUGCCCGUGCGAUCCGCUGCCUUCCUGCCCGGCCCCCUCUUCAAAAACGGCAACCUUAUCUGUCCGACGUUGCUGCUGGCCUUCUUGACACUCUUCGUGACGCACGGGCCGAGGUUAGGCGGCUUCGCACCCUCUAUCACCGGCAACUCUGUUUGGUUGCCUUUCGGGCAUGGUGCCGCCGCCGCGUUGAGUCCCCAGCCCUGCCAUGGGAACUUCAUCAGGUUCGCAUGAUGAUGGCGCAUUUUGCACAUGUUUGUUUCCGCCUUCGAGCUCAGGCUCAUGCACAGGCACGGCUUGAUAAGCAGGCCUACUUCGAAUCCAUGCUCCUCGGCGCAGUCGAUCACUGGCAUGCCACCGGGCGCCCUCUCGAGGCGGUUGCCAAGCUGUCUUGGGCGUCCAAAGGUGCCAAGCAAAAACGUGAUGUUAGGGCCGCAAGUGGGUUUGACAUCGAUGAGCAACUCCAGCUACAAUUCCAGCAGCAGGAAGAUGGCCGCCCGGUGUCGGAUGCCCAAUUGAGCGCGGCCUUUUCUCUUUGGGCUGCUGAACCGCGUGGCGUUUGUCUUUCAGCCUUACCCACCCUUCUUGACGUUGAACACAUGUGUCGACUCCAGCGCCGAGGCAAGGCCCCUGGCCCGGAUCACAUUCGUAAUGAGGUCUGGCGAACCCACCCCGAUCGCGCAGGCCGAUGGUUGUGGCCUAUGUGGGUUCACCUCGCUUGGGGCGAGGCCGAGCCACUUCACUUUAAAGCUUCUACUGUGGGAGCUCUCCACAAAAAAGGCCCAGCUCACAUUCCCGCCAACUUCCGGUCCAUUGCCAUGCUGAACGGAGUGGCUAAGUUGUGGCACUCCCAACUUCGGGCCACCCUGGGUCAGGAAGUUAUUGCUCACUACUUUCCGACCCAGCUCGGGGGUAGGCGAGGCGUUGACACCGGCCUUGCCCUCACUGUCUUCCGCUCAGCUGUCGACUUGGCUUCCGUUCAUGGCCGGUCUUGGGCUGCCUUGUUUGUCGAUAUUCAGGCCGCAUAUUAUGAGGCAGACCGAACUUUGCUUUUCCACGGUCGUGACCUUGAACCAGCUCUUGCGGGCCUGCAGCUGCCUCGUCAUGUUCAUGGCCUGAUUCAGGAUGGCGUCCUAGCGGGUCUCGGGGUUCCCGCUGACCAGAUUGCUCUCCUGCGUGACUGUGUUGAAUGCUCGUACUGGCGCCUUGUCGGCCAGCACCAAGCUAUUAUGGCAGGUCGAGGGUCCCGGCCCGGGGACGGACUGGCCGAUGUCCUGUUUGGAGCCUUGUUCGCAGUGAUUUUGCAGUGCCUCCAUUUUGCGCUCAAGGCCGAAGAAAUAGUUCAUGCCACUUCCUCUGAUGCCCUUGGGCGACCUGAUGCGUCCCUUCAAAUCGCAUGGGCUGAUGACCUUUGCCUGCUUGUUGAUUUCAUCCGAGCCACUUGGGCUGUCUCGAAGUUGCGUCGCCUUUGCACUAUUGUUCUCCAAGUUUUCGAAGCCUUUCGGUUCCGCGUCAACCUUGGAGCAGGUAAGACCGAAGCGCUCGUUCACCUGCAAGGAGCAGGGGCUAAUGUUGCCCGCAAGGAUCUCUUAACCCCUGAGCCCCUUCUUGCCCUCAGUGAUGGUAGAGGCAUUAGGGUAGUCCCUGAAUAUAAGUACCUUGGGGUUGUGCAGCGCUGUCGUGACACUGGUCGACGGGAUGUCGAGGCCGCCGCCGCGCGUGGCAACUCUAUCUGGACUCAAGCCUCUGGACUUGUCCAUUCUGAGAAGUUGCCGUGGAUGCUCAAGUCCGUAUGGCUGCAGGGAAGGACUCUCCCUGCCGCGUACUCCUCUCUUGCCACGACUUUAGCUCGUUCUGACCGAGCUUGGGGACCCCUGAAUGGUUUCUACGACAAAUGCCUUCGCCAGCUCGUUGGGUCUUGGGAUGCUGGGCACCAUGUGGCCUCAGUCCAACUGCGAGCUUGUACGGGGGUUCUUGAUGUUGAAUGUGCUACGGUUAUCGCUCGUGUGCGCCUGCUCUGCCGCAUUGCCUCGGGCCGUUCCCCUGAGGUCUUUGAAUUGUUCCAGGCCAGCUGGGAUCGCGGCGGGGAAUGGUCUUCCCUCCUUGCUGACGCGGUGCGGCGUGUUUGGCCGGCCUGUGGCCUACCGGCACUCCAGACAGGCGAGCCUACCCUUCUCUGUGUGCGCCGGCAUACCAAAGAGAUCCUCUCGGCCUGUCGCCGGAUCAGUCGGUCCGGCACUAUGCUGUUGGCUCUCCAUCGGGCAUGGAGAAGUCAUGGCGGUCCGCCAGCCAAGCGGGUGAUUGGUCUCGCGUCCCCUCACAUAUGCCCGGAGUGUGGUGCGACUCUCCCUUCGGCCCAUGCCUUAGCGGCGCAUGCCCAUCGACUUCAUGGGCGCGUUGCUCUGUGCACCCAGUACACGUUGGGGACGACCUGUCUGUGGUGUAUGGUCGAAUUCCAUAAUGCUGCACGUCUCCGGUACCAUCUUUUGCACUCACCGAGCUGCGAGCACGGACUUCGGUGCUGUGUUGGCCCUGUAUAUGAGUAUGGUACAGGCACCAAACGCCGCGGCAAACAGGGCCAUGCCAGGGCCCCGGUUUUCCGCGUUGCAGGCCCGUGUAAUGCUACCGCGGCACAGCGACGUGCCGCCGAGGAGGGGCGUUGCUGUACGGAGGAGGAGCUCGCUGCUGAGUUACGCACUAUCGCCCCUGGUCCGGGCUUCUCUGAGGGCACUCGCUCCUCUCCUGUUGUGCCCUUUCGCCGUGCAGGUGGUUACUCUACUCUCCCCCCUGGUGAAGAGGCUAGUACGAUCUCGUGCCCUGAGGUCUUGCGCUCACCACUGGCUCCUGUUGCUUCCCCCACAGGAGCUUUUGACUUUGGUUCACCCACCACCUCGGUUCGGCUCCCUUCUGUUGACACCGCGGCUGCCUCUGCUUGGUACCAGACGCAUCCAACGGAAGGGUUCUGCAUUGUCUAUUGUUUCGACGAGGCCCCUGGCGCCUCGUCGUUCUGCGUCCCCUCUUGCCGGUGGUGUGCGGUGCCUCCAGCCAUCUGGUGUCUCCCGCCAUCGUGGGGGCGGUGCUGGAAACUCUUUCUUGCCCUGGAGUCGCUACAUCCGUGGGCAGCUGAGACUUGGAGACUGUCUGCCUUUCUGCGUCAGGAGGAACGCCCCUCUCCAAGCGCCGCACUCGGAUGCUUGACAUGCUUUGAGCAGAUCGCGGCACAGCGGAUCCUUUUCCUGCGGCGACUGCUCACCUGUCUCCACUUGCUUCGUCAGCUUAAGGCUGGGGCUGCUCUGUGGUGCGCUGUUCCCCUGCCUGGCGCCUUCUGGGAACUUCUGCGCCGUGUCGUACCUCACGCGGUGGGUACAUCGGCUGUCGCCGUGCUUGGUUUUGGCACUGUCGUUAGCCUCCCUGCGGUCGCCCCGCGGGCUCUUUCCUCUCUUGCUUCGGGCUGGCUCUCUUUGGCCUCUCCCCGUCGCUUGGCGAUGCCGCAUCAGCUUCCCUUGUAG